AUGGCAACGCUGCAUGGUUCCGUCCAUGAAGAAAUAUCCCAUGAGCGGGGGAUGGGCGAAGAAACAAUGAUGGCUUUCAUCCACAAGUAUCUCAACAGCAUUCUGCAGCCGUUUGCUGACAGCGUCGACGAAUUGAAUGGUGCGGUGACCCAGUUGACGGCUGAUGUCGAGACCUUUGCCGGUCACGAGAAACAGCUUCAGGAGCACGCACAAACACUGAAGGUGAUGCAGGCAGAGAUGAAGGCUGCCAAGGUGAGCAUGCUCGAGGUCAAGGAAAACCAACAGAAGCAGUUUGCUGACGUCGACUCGCAGCUUUGUGCGGGCAAGAAGGAGGCGAAGAAGGUUAAAGAGGAUCUCUUCGAGCUGGAUCGCCGCCAUCGCGAAAGUCAUUCCAUGAUGCUCGAUGUUAAGCGGAUAAACGCCGCCGCCGACCUGGAAGUACGAAAACUGGCCGUCGAGGUGAAUAAGGUCGGUGACGUGGUCAUGGAGCGGGUGACUGGUCAGCUGGACCCUUUGCGGGCGGAAGUGGCGAGAGUUGCGCAGGGCAAUUCCCGGACAGAGGAGUCGUGCCGCAAGUCUGAAGAGCGGGUCCAGAAGCAAGGGGAACGAUUAGAAGCCUUCUUGGAAAAUCAUGGCUUGCAAAGACGUCAAGAGGAGCUGAGGGUCAAAGCAAUCCUCAAGUCGAUUUCGGACUUGGAUCACAAGCUGAGCCAGACCAAUGCGAACCUCAAGCAGCAGAUCCUCCGCGCAAACGAUACGAACGAGGAGCUCGCCACUUUGGCGCGCCGUCAUGAUCAAACGAUGCGGAUGCAGGUUGUACAGGAGAGGCAGCAACAAGAGAGUAACGACCGCCAAGCGGUUUUCACAGAGAGGCUGGAUGGGCUGAGGGCUGACAUCCAAAACGUGAUGGAAAGCCUCGGCUUGACGGAAGGAGCGGCGAACUUGGUUUUGACGGUGGAGAAGUUGAAGGAAGCCUCGAGCGCGCACGGCAAAAGCUUGGACGAGCUCCACGCUCUCUGCCGCGAUUAUGGCGCCGACAUUGUCACACUGCAAGAACGCGCGGAUCUUCUGCAGCAGGCCGAUGUCGUCCUUGAAGAAGAAGACAAGCGCAUCGAAGAGACUCUUGCAAAGCGCCUCCAGGAGCUGCAUGAAGAUUUUUGCCGGAACGAGGAGCGGGACCAAGACCAACUCAAGCAAGAGGCUGAAACGAGGGCCCGGCAGCACGAGGAGUGCAUGAAGCGCAUUCGAUCGCAGGAAGAGGAGAGUGCCAAGCUGAGUGAGAGUUUGAAGCCGCUGGAAGCCGGCCUAGAGAUGUGCAAGAGUAAAGUUCAAGUACUGGAAGGCAAGAUGGCUACGGCUGAGGAACAGGUGGGUGGUUUGAGCGGCACCAUGGAUCAGACACAGGAGUAUUGGAAGGGCCUGACAAGAGGAAUCCAGGAAACCUACCGAAAGGUGGCACUGAGUGAUCUUUGGCAGCACGGGUUGGCAGCCCUUGACUUUGCCAGUUCCUGUGCGGCAUGCGAAGCUUUCAGCUUUGACCAGGGGAAGUGGUUAUCGGAUGCUAGUGGCAAGCAGCAGUUCGACCUAGCCGGCCGCCAAUCCAAUGGGAAAUCAGCACGCGGUGAUUCGCUGAGUCUCAUGGCCUGUCCAGAGCUGGAGGGGUGCCGAUUUCCACACCAAGAUGGUUUAUUCUGCGAGGGAUUUCUUGGACUUGUUUCGGAAACGGAAAACGUUUCAGCACUGGAUGGCCUUGCUGCCCAGUCCUUGGCUGGACUACCAAGCUUUCUGCCUGAAUCAUGUGCUCGUGCUCUGAGAAGCUUCACCUGUCAACAGAUUGUUCCAGGCUGUGCCCAUGGAAAGUCUUUGCCGAUAUGUCGCAGCGUUUGCCAAGCCGCGCGAGAGCAAUGUGGCACUCUAGUCUUGGCCAUGAUGCCAGCCUCGGCUCAACAGCAGCUCGAUUGUGAUGCUUUUGUGGAUGGAUCGUGGCCAGAAUGCGCAGAGCGCGAUGAAACAUCCGAUUGUUUUGCAUCAUCUUGCAACAGCGGCUCAUAUUCACUGCAAGACAGACCUUGCGGAUUCUGCAACGGCAACGAAUUCACGCAGCUGGCUGUCGAUGUCUGUGGUGUCUGCAACGGUGACAACGCUUCUUGUACUUGUGAUGGCCUUUCCGUCGGUGUGCUUGAUGCAUGCGGGCAGUGUGAUGGUGCGGCAACAGCUUGCCGCUAUUUGGAAAGCGAUCCACGCAUGAUUGGAUUCUUGUGCACGGCAUGCUUGGUACUGGUGUCAGUCGCUGCCAUGCUGUUGAUCGUGCGGAAGCGCUGGUGCAAGCACCGCAGAAGAUGUGGCUCCAUUCCCAGCCCUGCUGUGGGACAAGCGGUCUCGACGGUGGCGCAAUACGUCGCAGAUGUACAGUCCAGCUGUUUCUGCAGCACAGGACGAUUGGUUGCUAGGCGUCCGUGGUACAUCAUCGCUGCAGCGCUUCUGCUAGCUGCCACUUGCGGAAGUGGACUGCUUUGGCUACAGGUAGAUGAAGAUGUCGUGGAGAUUUGGGUGCCUUUUCAAGCGGAGAGCGUGCUCAACAGAGAUCGCCGGCAAGCGUUAACAGCGCAGCCUCCCUCCCGAUCGGUGUCUGUCCUUCUUGUUUCCCGCAGCCUCAGCUUUUCCAGCAAAGAUUCCUUGUUGCAAGCACUGGCAGUCCACAACACUUUGGUUGACAUCGUGAUCAACAGUACAGCCGGAAAGCGUUCCCUGCUGGGCGCAUGUCUUGCCCCAACCACCUGUUAUGACAAGGAUGGAGGGUUGCUUGCUGGCUCUGACAGCAUUCUAAGCCCAUUGCAGCUAUGGGGGUUUAGCGAGGGGGCAUUGGAAUCUGACCCAGAUCCAGCCCAAAAGCUGAAGUCGGCAGUGGAAGGGACAUCCUUCGAGGCUGCCAGUCUUGGCCAGUUGCUAGCAUGGGAUGAUGAUCGAGUUCAUGCACUUCGGAGUGUCUAUCUGCUCGAUGGAAGCUUGCCCAUGAAGCAGCACAUCGAGCAGUGGGAGGCGGCUGCUCGCCACGUCACAGCAGAAGGCCGCUCGCCAGCCUGGUCUGUCCACGUCUUCAGCCAGCGUGGGUUGGCAGAUGAUUUGGAGGAUGCAGUUGAUAGCGACGUCAACAGCAUUGUCCUGGGCUACUGUCUGAUGUCGGUAUAUGUUAGUGCAUUCAUUGGGCGCCACGUAGAUCUACAGCGAGGCGCAACGUGUCAUGAAGAGCUAGAUGUGAGCAUGGAAUCAGGUGUGGACGAUUCUUUCCUGAUCGUGCGGACCCUGGAAGAAGACGAUGCCGAGAACCCAGGCACGGAGGAGCGCAUCGCGAAGGCGCUCGCCAAGGCUGGGCCCUCGGUGCUCCUCUCGUCCACCACCAACAUUGUCGCUUUUGCCCUUGGAGCUGGUACUCCCAUGCCGGCGCUGAUCUCCUUUUGCAUCUACACAAGCGUGGGCAUGGCCACGGACUUCGCAUUUCAAGUAACUUUCUUCGUUGCCAUGCUGGCCUUGGACGAGAGGCGCCGACGAUGCAGUCCUUCAUGCUCAAUGAUCCCAGAGUUUUGUCGUGUUGGCCGGAUACAAUCCUGUGGUUGGCAAAGGGUACUCGAGGCCUUGUCAAAGUCUUUAACAUCAUCGGCAUGGUUGCGGAGUGCUGUCCUUCUGCUUUGGCUGACGCUAAUGGCCGCUUCGACCAUCGUGGCCUUCGACUUGAAGGUGGGCCUGGAGCCACAAGAGCUUGUGCCUGCCAGUUCGAUGACAGCGGCUUACUUUCGUCAACUCGCAGUGCUACCUUCGGAAGCUGAAUUUCCAGAGAUUCUAGUCCAACAUCAGGAGAUCGCCGACUCAGCCCUUGGCCUCGGCGUCGCUCCGCUGGAAGACGCGUCAACACAAGAGGGGCUGUUGCAUCUCUACGCUUCUUUGAUGGCCUCCAGCGACGUCAUUGACUCGUUUGGAAGCUUCUGGCUAAAGACCUUCAUGGAGGCUGAGAGAGAACGUGGUUCUCCUCCUGGUUGGAGCUCAGUCAGUCUGACAGGAAAGCUGGAGUCUUUCAUGAACUCAUCAGAAGGCCAAUCCCUUGAGCGUGCUGGAGCUUUCGUCAGGACCGCUGCGAGCUCUGGAUCCCUGCUGGCGACGCGCAUCCGCCUGCUCUCAAAGGAUUACACGCCCUGGAAGAUGCUGUCCCUCCGUGCUACGGUCAGCGAGGCGAAUUUGCGCUUGGAGAAGGCUGCAUUCGUGUACUCUCCAUCGGACGUGUAUCGAGAACAAGAUGCAGUUCUUAUCCAAAACACUACAGCGUCAUUGCUGUUCAUGCUUAUUGCGGUGCUGGCAGCCGUUUUUGUGCUGUCCUUCAACUUUGCAAUGAUGGCCGCUCUGACGCUCGCCUUGUACUCCUGCUGUGUGCACAUGUUCGGCUGGAUGGUCUUGACUGGGCUGAAGCUCAACUCGCUUUCUGUAAUUCCUUUGCUGCUUUCCGUGGGCCUGUGUGUUGACUACUGUGCGCACAUCGCGCACUCCUUUUGGCACAUGCCCGGCUCUUCGAAAUCAAGGGCCCUGGCAGCGCUGCAGGGCCGUGGUCCGGCAGUGCUGCAUGCCGGAAUAAGCACCGGCCUCUCUCAAAUGCCCCUUGCUUUCAGCCAGUCGGCCGUGUUCACGACCUUCUUCAUCAUGAUGACAGGGAUGGUUUUGGUGGGGCUGUUCCAUGCACUGUGUGUGCUCCCCGUUUGCCUCAGCUUCUUGCCAGACACAGAGGGUGACAAGGACUGCUGUGUUGCUGGCUCUGCUACGCCCCCGGCGAAGAUCGGCAUAUCAGACGGAGGCCAUCCACCACUUUAA
Molecule: messenger RNA, 4854 nt
Organism: Symbiodinium sp. CCMP2456
Lineage: Eukaryota; Dinophyceae; Suessiales; Symbiodiniaceae
Source: the annotation of a GenBank genome assembly